Vitrella brassicaformis is the source of this 4196-nucleotide messenger RNA. The record is from the annotation of a GenBank genome assembly. NCBI's taxonomy places the organism in Eukaryota, Vitrellaceae.
CUCAAGUCUCCUUUCUUAUUGUCUGUCACUCACGUGUCUAAUCUGACAGAAAGCACCCCAUCCUGCUGUCCGUCGACUGUCGGCAUGCAUAUGUCCCCCUCCCCCAGCUCCUCAAGUGCAUCCCUCACCUCACGCCCCAGCACACUCUCACUGCGGGACCGCACCGACUUCCUCACCAGACCACAGACGAAAUGCACCACCACACCACCACCCCUCUCCCGCACUCUGUCAAUGUGACCCCUCACGACAGACAGUGAACCCCCUUCCCCUUCCCCCGCCCCAUCAUCGGCGUCAUUUCCGGGCUGCCACCCCGCACUGAUCCGCCUCACCACCCACUUGGCCGUCUCCCUCGCAAAUGGCACCGCGACCUCCCGCAGGUCGAUGGCCAUCUCCCUCUGCCGCUCAUCCACAUGAGCCGACACAGAAACGGUGAAGACACCCCCCUGCAGCGUCAUGCUGUCGCGCCACAGCUGCUGCGUCGUCACUUCGGUGCUGCGUGCUUCGGGCAGGGAGGCCGUCAGUAUGGCAUAGCCGCGGCGGGUGAGGGGGACGCCUCGCUGUCGGGCUGUCUUUGCCACGUCCAGUGCGAGUUGCGACUCAUCGACCAGACAGAGGCCAAUGGCGGCGGCGCUGUAGGCCAUCUGAAUGGGUGGCUCGGCAGACAGAGCAGGCGAUUGUGUUGUGUUGGGUGCUUGUGUGUGUGAGAGGACAAGUGGACGUACCCUUAGCAAGGGGGGUCGCUCAGCGUCGCUGAUGUGGGCGUCGGCGUCGAUGCGCCCCACCGUCUCCGCCAGUACUUGGCGGACCAGGGACGCCCUCUGUGUGCGGUCAUCAGAGGUCUCGGGCAGCAUGUCCCCGCCCAUGGCCAUUCUUCUCAAGAGCUGCACGUAUAGAUGGGGUCGCCACUUGGCCGGUGACGGGCUCUGCUGAAGCAACUGCCAUGACUGAACCGAACCCGCCACACAGACAGACAGAGACGAAAAGGCUAAUGCGAUGAUGCGGAUACAGUCGUAUGUUUUCCUGCAUUAACUAGAUGCACUGCACCCACUUACCUCUUCUGGCGACAGCGCCACGUCCAUGGCCGCCAUCAAAAGGCGCUCGCCCCCCUCCCCCCUCUCCCCAGUUGCCUCCCUGACAGCUCUUCUGGCCAGCUCUUCCGCUGCUGUGGCCAGCCCCACCGCAUCAUAGGCUCUGAUGACCUCGCCAACAUGAGCACCAUACACCAGAAAGAACCCCUCCUUCUCAGCCACAUGGCUCUUGAGCUGCUGGAAUAGCUCAAUGCACAUGGCAUUUUGUUUGCUGCUGCGGGCCUUCUCCAGCACCAUCAGCCAUUCGGAGGUUGUGAGGCGGUUCAGCUGGGCGGGCGAGUCGAGAAGGGAAUGCAGGAGGCGGCCGACGGUUGCUGGGCGGACGGUGUGUCGGAGUGCACGGAUGGGGGAUGACCGGGCGGCUUCCAUGGUGGCGGCGUGUUUCUUGAUGUGAUAGCUGAAGUCGGUCAGCUGUGAGGGGCCCCAAUGCUGUCCAUCGACCAUCUUCCGCUGCAGUCGGGCCCUCCACUCGUCAAUCAGGUCGUCAGGGCAUCCUUUCAACGCCUCAGCAAACUCACCAGCAGGAUCCAGCAGAUCUGUAGCAGGCAGGCAGGCACAAACAACAUCAUGGAAUGGCCACCCACGCGGCCAUGCAUUCGAUGUGAUGUGAUGUGCUUACUUGCAGCCAAUUGGAGCUUCGAUGCCUCCCCGCUCCUCUCACACGCGCCGACAACCGCCGCCACCAUGGCUGGCGUCACUCCCGAACCACCCAGCGCCCCUCUGGCAUCAUCCAGCCACCUCAGAGCCAUGCCGGCAGGGUCCACUGGUGCCUGUGAGCGAUCGAACGCAGAGGGCUGCACGACCAGGGAGGAGUUGCCGGCACCGUCUGUCGUGGACGGUGGCAGCGGAUGCGCAGACAUGUCCUCCAGGAGGUCAAGGAAUGUCCCCCAGCAGGCCGCCACGAGGGAGAGGGGCGACCUGGACAGGUGGAUUCGCACAUCGGUGUCGUCAGAUAGUGAUGUGGGUGCUCUUGAUAAGAGCGAUGGGGGGCGUUUCUCGACAGAUCGCUUCAGCCUCUGCCCAAGGUAAAGGGAGAUGCGAUGACUGACUGACUGACCGAUUGACUGCUUAUUUAUUGACGGGCUGGCUCACUUGCAUGAGGCCUUCAGCGUCUUGCCAGCGGUAGAGGAGCCGGUAAGCAUACAGGGCGUACAGGCACAUCAACAGAGCUGGACACACACCACACACCACACAUCAGCGAGUGAUCCCGAGGCAGCCUAGCCACAGGCAGUGUCCCACCAUUCUCAUUGAGCGGUGCCGUCUCGUCAUCUCCCUCCAGCACUCCCUCGGCAGCUUCUCGCAACACCUCUAGUGCGUCCUCAGGCAGAGAGGUGGCAGUUCGCGACGCCGACGCCGAUCGCAGAAGGGCUCCCGACACCAACAGGGAGGCCUCUAUGUCGACGGGGUAGGGUGCACUCUUGCCGUCUCGGUAGAGAUCUAACGCAAAGGCACCCCUAAAGGACGGACGCACCCACACACGCGCAUUCAACCAGGCUGUCUGGCAGGCAGGCAGACGUACUUGUCCAGUUUGGCUGCGGCGGCGAUGGCAAGCCUGAAUGCAUGGUCAUCGUUGAAGGCCACCCCCUGCCACUGCGCCAGCCGCCAUACCAUGAUGACCUGCUCCAUCGCACCCACACGAUAGCAUUCCCUCAUGACGCGGAGCGCCUCGCCGCUUGUUAACACCAACGAGGGGCCGAUCGUCUGCGGCUUGUUUGCGGUGGUUGCCCUUGUCUUGUCUUUGUGCCAUGGGAGGACAGUGACAUCUGGGGGAGCCAUGCAGGCCUUUGUGAGCCGACUGACGAGGGAGGCAGCCUCAUCGCUGUCAUCCACGCGCUUCAAAGCCUGAAACAGACAGACAGACAGACAGACAAACAGACAGGCAGGCAGGCAGCACAUGACGUGUGUGUCUAUGCGCCCGUGUGUGUAUGCGUGUUGUAAUGCACCCACGAGUAUGGUUCUCGAUUUGAGCUGCUCGUUGUGUAGGUGGUGUCGCAGCUGCCAUGUGGCUGGCGGGCUUCUGUCGUCUGCCGUGGCCAUUGUGGCCAGCCUCUGCAGGCGUCGCUUCAGACGGCCCUCGUGCCACUUGCUGAAGUUCUUGAGCUGAGACCUGCCGACAUCCAUCCAUCCAUCCAUCAAUCUGCACAGGUGUGUGUCUUCCCCUCCCUCCCUCCGUCCCUUGUCUGCUUACUGCAGUGUCUGGAUGAAUGCAUCGCGGUGCGGGUGAUUGACCAGCAAAUGCAUGCCUUUGUAGAACCAACUGAACUCAGGCAGGCAGGCGGGCAGGCAGGACACAAUCGCCAUGCAACAAGGCGGAAGGAAUACAGGCAGGCGUCCGUGAGUGAGCUCCGCUCUACUUCCUCACGCUUCGAUGUGUGUGUAGAGGUCUUCCUCCUCAGUGAGAGGGCUGUCGCCACGAAGACGACCGAUCCGCCUCGUCAGCUCAUCCAAUGGCAGCAACUCAACCGCCUAACACACACACACACACACACGCACACGGGGUACUAUCAGUGUCGUAUAGGUGCCUCGCGUCACAUCGUUCAUUCAUUCACCAGGCAGGUCUUCCACAGGUUGAGCCACUGUUUGCGUCGUCGCUUGGGCAGCAGGGGGACUCCGACCCCGUGUCUGCCCAGCACCCGGUAGGCAAACCCCGCACGGCUGGUCGCCUUGGCAACCAACACCUCACCCACCGGCACUCCAACCUGACACAAACAGACAGACAAAACAGGCGGCUUGGCUCAGUCACUCGACGGCCACUCAUUCUGUUUUGCUUACGAUUGGGCUCUGCGGCGUUGAUCUGAAAAUGUGGUACUCGCCAAGCAGCCCCCGAUGCAUCUCUGCUGCCGAAUCGUUGCUCUCAAGCCGCUCCAACACCUGAUGCACCUCUGCCUCAUCAGCAGCAUGUCGGGAUGAGUCGGAUCUGUCAAUCACGACGCCGUCAGCCGUCUGGUGCGCCGGCAGAGGCAGCAGCGCCCUCGCGUGUGGUGGUUGUGACGCUGCCGGCCGCCUCCAGGGCUUCGGCAUGAGUGUGAGGCCAGAUCUGUGGAUAAAUGCCGUGUGUGGAGCAGUCUGGGACGGAUCUACAGCACACAGAAGCACCAACGAGGGAAG